Molecule: messenger RNA, 8291 nt
Organism: Cheilinus undulatus (humphead wrasse)
Lineage: Eukaryota; Metazoa; Chordata; Actinopteri; Labriformes; Labridae
Product: retinal-specific phospholipid-transporting ATPase ABCA4-like
Exons: 50
Coding region: 163-7116 (2317 amino acids)
Biological process (GO): transmembrane transport; lipid transport
Cellular component (GO): intracellular membrane-bounded organelle; membrane
Molecular function (GO): ATP hydrolysis activity; ATP binding; lipid carrier activity
Source: RefSeq, a predicted model, not a curated record
CUCGGAGUCAUACGGAGCUCCUCUACUUACCUCGCUUAAUGUUUUCCACUACUUCAGCCCGUCUGUGAACCUGUUUCUCUAGAUGUCGUACGACUUUUAUAUCAUUCUGUAACAGGUUUGUCACAGUCUGAUGACCCCGUCCAGGGGUAAAGCUGGGGAGCAAUGAACACAGGCUCUCAAAUCCGCCUGUUACUGUGGAAGAACUGGACCCUCCGCAAGAGACAGAAGGUCCGCUUCCUGGUUGAGAUCUUCUGGCCGGUGUUGUUAUUUGUUGGUUUGGUGUGGCUGAGGAAGGCCAAUCCACUCUACCAGCAACAUGAAUGUCAUUUUCCCAACAAGGCCAUGCCAUCAGCAGGGAUUCUCCCCUGGAUACAGGGCAUCUUCUGCAACGCCAACAACCCCUGCUUCAGAUAUCCCACCAGAGGAGAGUCUCCGGGUGUUGUCUCCAACUAUAACAACUCAAUAUUGGCCCGGUUCUACGUUGAUGCCCAGGAGCUUCUACUCAACGAGACAGAGGUCCAGCAGCUUAGCCGUCUUUGGCUCGAAAUGACAUCCUUUGCAAACUUUAUGGACACUUUACGCAACAACCCAUCUCUGCUGUCAGGCCGUGGACUGAAGGUUGAUGACAUCCUGAAAGACGACGAGGUCUUCACCGCCUAUCUUUUGCGAGAUGUUCCCCUCUCAGAGUCUAUAGUCUACCAGCUCGUCAGUGCAAAGAUACGACUAGAACAGUUUGCCUUUGGUAUCCCCGACCUUCAGCUGAAAGACAUAGCCUGCAGCCAGGCCCUGCUGGAGCGCUUCCUCAUCUUCCCAAGUCGCAUGGGGCUCCAUGUGGUCCGCAACGCCAUGUGUGCCCUCAGCCAGGAAAGCUUACAAAGGAUUGAGGACGUCCUUUAUGCAAAUAUGGACUUCUUCAAAAUCUUCAAACUGAUGCCUCAGGUUGUGGACAGCGGCUCACAGGGGAUCGACCUGCACUUCUGGGGUCGGGUUCUUAAGGCGAUGUCGGAAAGGAUCCAAGUUCUGAUGCAGCGGGAGAGCACCCAGGACCUCCUGAAGGCCGUUUCUUCUCUGUUUCAAGAUGGAGGCCCUGCCUCGUUCACCCAGCUGAUGUCCAGCAUGUCGAACCUCUUCUGUGGAUAUCCAGAGGGAGGAGGGUCCAGGGUCCUGUCCUUCAACUGGUACGAGGACAACAACUACAAAGUGUUUCUGGGAGUCAAUGGAACCAAGAGCCAAAGUUACAUCUACGACGACUCUGCAACUCCCUUCUGCAACGCCCUGAUGCAGACCCUGGAGGCCAACCCGAUCACAAAGAUCGUGUGGAAUUCAGUCAAGCCCCUGCUGAUGGGAAAGAUCCUGUACACCCCCGACUCCCCUGCCGUCCACAAGAUAUUAAAGAGUGCUAACACAACAUUUGAAGAGCUGGAGAGGUUACAGAACAUGGCCAAAGCCUGGGAAGAGCUGGGGCCUCAGCUGCAGGCUUUCUUCCAGAACAGCGUCCAGAUGAACAUGAUCAGGGACACCUUGAGGAACCCCACGGUGAUGAACUUCAUGGACCAACAUCUGCAGGACACUGACUUCACCACCAAAGACAUCCUGAACUUUCUUUACAAUGGCCCAGAGGACUGGAGGGAGCCGGGGAUGCCUAACUUUGACUGGAGGACAAUUUAUAACACGACUGACCAGAUCAUACGCAUGUUCAACAAGUAUGGAAAGUGCAUCAAUCUGGAUAAGUUUGUGCCUUUCACGGAUGAGUCCCAGAUGAUCCAUCAGGCCUUGCACUUGCUGGAGAAGAACAAGUUCUGGGCUGGGGUGGUCUUCAUGGACAUUUAUCCCUGGACAUUAAGUGUCCCCUCGCAUGUCAAGUACAAGAUCCGCAUGGACAUCGACGCAGUGGAGCGAACCAACAAAAUCAAAGACAGGUACUGGGACCCUGGCCCAAGAGCAGACCCCAUGGAGGAUCAGAGGUACAUCUGGGGGGGCUUUGCUUACCUGCAGGACAUGCUUGAACAUGGCAUCAUCAAGAUUCACACAGGAAACGACUGGCCACUAGGGGUCUACGUCCAGCAGAUGCCAUACCCGUGCUAUGUAGAUGACCUCUUCAUGAUCACACUGAACCGCUGCUUCCCCUUGUUCAUGGUGCUAGCCUGGAUCUACUCUGUGUCCAUGACUGUGAAGAGCAUCGUGCUGGAGAAGGAGAUGCGCCUUAAGGAGACUCUCAAAGCCAUGGGCGUCCAAAACGGAGUCAUUUGGUACACAUGCUUCAUCGACAGCUUCAUCAUGAUGACUGCCAGCACGGCGCUGCUCACCGCCAUCAUCAUGGGUGGAAAAGUGCUCAAUUACAGCAACCCCCUCCUGGUCUUCUUCUUCCUGCUGACGUUCACCGUCACCACCAUCAUGCAGUGUUUCCUCAUGAGUGUUUUCUUCAACAAGGCAAACCUGGCAGCCGCCUGCAGUGGCAUCAUCUACUUCACCCUCUAUCUGCCGCACAUCCUCUGCUUCGCCUGGCAGGACCGCAUCACUAAGAAUAUGAAACUGGCAGCUAGCCUGUUGUCUCCUGUAGCUUUUGGCUUUGGGACAGAGUACCUGUCGCGAUAUGAGGAGCAGGGGUUGGGUCUGCAGUGGGACAACAUCCAGACAAGCCCAUUAGAGAAAGACAAAUACUCCUUCCUCACCUCCAUCUUCAUGAUGGUGUUUGAUGCUGUCCUCUACGCCUUCCUGGCCUGGUAUCUGGAUAAUGUCUUCCCAGGACAGUACGGCAUUGGUCGACCAUUUUACUUCCCGUUCCAGCCCUCCUACUGGCAAACUCCCGCAUCUCCACACAAGGAAACAGCCAAUCCAGAUCCAGACAAACCCGAAGAAAACCACGUGGAGAAGGACGUGGAGAGCAGAGGCACGCCUGAGAUGUACUGUAACGGUUCAGCCAGCAAGAAAACCUGUAAGCACCAGAGUAAGAGGGAACGACUGGAGAGAGAGAAGGAGAUGCUGAGAAGACAACAAGAGACUCCAAAUCAGGAGGAGGAGGUUCAGGAGGAGGGGAAAGAAGGUCAAUUGCUCUUUGAGGCGGACCCAGACGGCCUGGUGAUGGGGGUGCAGAUUCAGAACCUGGUGAAAGUGUUUGACGGACGCUCUCGUCCUGCUGUCAACGGUCUCAACAUCAACUUCUAUGAAAGCCAGAUCACAUCCUUUCUGGGGCACAACGGGGCUGGAAAAACCACCACCAUGUCCAUCCUGACCGGCCUGUACCCUCCUACAUCUGGCACUGCAUACAUCUAUGGAAGAGACAUUCGAACUGACAUGGACACCAUCCGCUCAUCUCUGGGGAUGUGUCCUCAGUACAACAUCCUCUUCAAACAUCUCACCGUGGAGGAGCACAUCCUCUUCUACUCACUGCUGAAGGGUCGCACACAGGAGGAGGCUGAAAAGGAGGUGGAGAGCAUGCUGGUGGACCUCGGACUUCCUCACAAGAGAGACGACGAGGCUCAGAAUCUCUCAGGCGGUAUGCAGAGAAAACUGUCAGUGGCCAUGGCGUUUGUUGGAGGGUCUAAGGUUGUGAUUCUGGACGAACCUACCUCAGGAGUGGACCCUUACUCCAGGAGAUCAAUCUGGGACCUCCUGCUAAAAUACAGAGCUGGCCGGACAGUGAUUCUGUCCACUCAUCACAUGGAUGAAGCCGACCUGCUGAGCGACCGCAUCGCCAUCAUCUCUAAAGGACAACUCCACUGCUGCGGAUCCCCGCUCUUCCUCAAGAACUGCUUCGGCGUUGGUUUCUAUUUGACGCUUGUGCGCCGCAUGAAGGAUCUCAAGAGGAGGGAGAAUGACUGUGACUGUGCCUCAGACUGCUCCUGUACCUGCUCCAUCUGUACCAGCUACAAAGAUCAGUCUCAGAACCAGUCCCAGCAUCUAGACAGAGUCAUGGAGGGAGACUUAGACAGCAUCAGUAGUCUCAUCCACCACCACGUCCCUGAGGCCAAGCUGAUCGAGACCAUCGGUCAGGAGCUGACCUACCUGCUCCCCAACAAGGGAUUCAAACACCGAGCGUACGCCAGCCUGUUCAGGGAGCUAGAGGAGACGCUCACUGACAUGGGCCUCAGCAGCUUUGGCAUCUCUGACACAUCACUGGAGGAGAUUUUCAUAAAGGUCACAGCAGAUGGAGAAGCAGCGAGUCAUGCCAUCACUCCCGAGCAGUGGAUAUUGAGGAGGAGAAAAAAAGACAGCAUGGUUGAGGAUGAAGAACAAAAUGGUGUGAUAAACGGCACUACUGGAGGUGCAUCAGACUGCAGUGCAGGACGCGGCACCCGGCAAGUGAAAGGAUUCAAUCUGAUCCUGAAGCAGUUUCACGCGCUGCUGGUGAAGCGGUUUCAUCACGCCACGAGAAGCAAGAAAGACUUCCUGGCACAGAUCGUCCUACCUGCCAGUUUUGUCCUCAUAGCUCUGAUCUUCACCAUGAUUGUUCCUCCGUUUGGAGAGUACCCGAGUCUGACUCUGACUCCCUGGAUGUACGGACAACAGUUCACCUUCUUCAGUAACGAGCAACCAUUCGACCCCAAAAUGAAACGCUUCGUAGAGCGCUUACUGAACAGACCAGGCCUGGGGACACGCUGCAUGGAGGGGGAACCACUAGGAUUGGCGUGUAGUAACAGCACCUUAGACUGGGAGGAUCCUGCCGUCUCCCCCGAGCUCAGCAACAUCCUCCAAAGUCAAGAGUGGAACCAGAGGAACCCAUCUCCAUCCUGCAUGUGCAGCACCAGCGAGAAGCUCACCAUGAUGCCCGUCUGCCCCGCUGGAGCUGGAGGUCUUCCUCCUCGACAGCGGAUAGAGGCCUCUGGAGACACCAUGCUGGACUUAACCGACAGGAACAUCUCUGACUACCUGGUGAAAACAUACCCCAGUCUCAUCAGAGCCAGUUUGAAGAGCAAAUACUGGGUGAAUGAACAAAGAUAUGGCGGUCUAUCAAUGGGAGGACAGCUUCCCAUCCUCGAUGUCAACCCCCUGAACAUCCAGAAUGUUUUCCAUCAGCUGGGACGAAUGUUCAACAUCACAGGGGGUCACUACUCUGGACUUGCGCUCAGGGAGAUUGGUCCUUUUUUACGUUACAUGGAGAGUGAAUUCAAUGUAAAGGUUUGGUACAACAACAAAGGCUGGCACGCCAUGGUUGCUUUCAUGAAUGUGGCCAACAACGCCAUCCUACGUGCUUUUCUACCUCAGUCUGCAAAACCUGUUGAGUUUGGUAUCACAGCUAUCAACCAUCCUCUGAAUCUCACCAAAGAGCAGCUCUCGGAAGUCACAGUGUUGACUACCUCAGUCGAUGCCGUGGUGGCGAUCUGUGUUAUUUUUGCCAUGUCCUUCAUCCCUGCCAGCUUCGUCCUCUACCUCAUCCAGGAGCGCGUGACCAAGGCCAAACACCUGCAGUUUGUGAGCGGGGUCAGCCCUUUGGUUUACUGGGUGGCCAACUUCUUCUGGGAUAUGAUGAACUACUCUCUCAGCACAGCGAUGGUGGUCGGGAUUUUCGUGGCUUUUGACAAAAAGUGUUACACAUCACCUACAAAUCUGCCAGCACUUGUGAUACUUCUUUUACUUUAUGGGUGGUCUGUGACACCCAUGAUGUAUCCCAUGUCCUACAUAUUCAGCAUCCCCAGUACUGCGUACGUCUCGCUCUCCUGCAUUAACCUGUUCAUAGGCAUCAACACCAGCGCCAUCACCUUCAUACUGGAGCUCUUUGAGAACAAUCGGUCUCUGCUGAUGUUUAAUGAGUGGCUGAAGAAAGGCCUGCUGGUUCUCCCUCACUUCUGCCUGGGUCGAGGGCUCAUCGACAUGGCCAUGAACCAGGCUGUUACUGACGUCUACGCCAGAUUUGGUGAGGAGUUCACGCAGGAUCCUUUCCGGUGGGACUUUGUGGGGAAAAAUAUUGCCUUCAUGGCUGUGGAAGGAUUUGUGUACUUUAUUCUCAAUCUUCUGAUCCAGUACCGCUUCUUCCUGGACCACUGGUUAUCAGAGAAAAAAGAAAGUCCAAUACAAGAUGAGGACGUUGACGUUGCAGCAGAGAGGCGGAGGAUUUAUGAAGGAGGCAGUACCACGGACAUCCUGCAGAUCAGAGACCUCUCGAAGACCUAUGUGGGCAGGAAGAGGGCAGCUGUGGACCGGAUUUGUGUCGGUGUUCCUGCAGGAGAGUGCUUCGGUCUCCUGGGAGUUAAUGGAGCUGGAAAGACGACGACCUUCAAAAUGCUGACUGGUGACACCGAUGUCAGCUCCGGGGAGGCGACUGUGGCUGGAUACAGCAUCCUGACAGAGAUCCUGGAUGUGCACCAAAACAUGGGCUACUGCCCUCAGUUUGACGCCAUUGAUGAGCUCCUAACCGGCAGGGAGCAUCUGUACCUGUACGCUCGUCUCAGAGGGGUACCGGAGUCUGAGAUCCCCAGAGUGGCAGAGUGGGGCAUCCAGAAACUGGGUCUGACUGAGUACGCCAGCCGCUGUGCAGUGACCUACAGCGGAGGCAAUAGGCGCAAACUCUCCACCGCCAUCGCCAUGAUUGGCUGCCCAGCACUGGUGCUGCUGGACGAGCCCACGACAGGGAUGGACCCUCACUCUCGACGCUUCCUGUGGAACGCCAUCAUGAGUGUGAUUCAGGACGGCAGGGCGGUGGUGCUGACAUCACACAGUAUGGAGGAGUGCGAGGCUCUCUGCACACGACUGGCAAUCAUGGUCAACGGGACCUUCAAGUGUCUGGGAACCAUCCAACAUCUCAAAUACAAAUUUGGUGACGGCUACGUAGUGACCAUGAAAAUCAAGGCAGCUAAAGCAGGAUCGUCCCCAGACCUGGAGCCUGUAGAGAAUUUCAUGGAGAGCUGCUUUCCUGGCUGUGUUCAGAGGGAGAAACACUACAACACGCUACAGUACGAGAUCGCUGCCUCCUCCUUAGCCAGGAUAUUUCAGCUGGUGGUGGCCAAUAAAGAGAGACUCAGCAUCGAAGACUACUCCGUUUCCCAAACAACACUGGAUCAGGUGUUUGUCAACUUUGCCAAGCAACAGACGGGGGAGGACGAGGACGUAUCGUUACAGAAACGAACAGCAUGUGGAAGAAAAGACAUAAAGAUCUCACCCACGCAGAGAAAAACAUGAAAGCGUCUCCUUUAAAUGUACAGAAGCACUGAUGAAGAGGUGUUUCUCUGCUGGGCGGUAAUAAAGCCUCCUACAUCCCCAUUUAUACAUUUUAAAUAGCCAAACUGCUUUAUUAGAGAUUUCUUUAAUGGACCAGCCUUGCCAGUGAUCAGCAAAGUCAGUAGUAGGACAUUUUAUUUACACAGCCUUAGAAUAACUUUAUAUCCUUUGGCUGCAAACAGAUGAUCCAUAUUUGAUCAAAACUGUGAAUAUACAUUCCAAUAAUUGCUUUGACUUGAAAUCAUACAUGUGAACAGCUAAAACUGAUCUAAAAAUAGCUGAUUCUUCAUCCAAGAAGUAGCAAAUGUAUUGUUGCUGAGGUUUUACUGGCCUGUAUAAAUUUGUAAAUACUGUAUGUGUAAUGAAUGCUUAAAGGGUUGGCCCGGUUUUUGAAGCGAGGUUGUAUGCAGCACUUUCCAACAGUCAGUGUAUUCUGAACAGUUUCUCUGAGUGAGAAGGAAUAAUUUGAAAUUCUUUCAUGGAAGCUGUUGACAGCAGAAGUAAAAGCACAGCAGGCUGGACUCUCAAAAGGAGUCUGCAGCUUCUGCACUUGUUAAACCUGCGAGAAUGAGUCAAAAAGACAUUGUCUUAGGGCGCACUCUUACAAGGCAAUGUGUAAUGUGCCAUCCACGAUUUAGCCCCGAAGUCUAGUUUAUUUGAUCAGUGUGAGUGCUCUGUUCAUCACUAAGGCAUGGUACAUUUCCUUGGCCCUGGCAUGCAUGGAAGAGGUGGGAUUAGACACGGUUUCAAUUGCUCGUUUACGUGCAUAAGCAUGAUUGUCUAGCGUGGGCAUGUCAUAUAAUCAAAACGGCUGUUCCUCUCAACAAUCAUCUUUGUGAAUGGCAGUGUUAGAGAGUUCUACUUGCAUGGGUAUACAAUCAUCUGCCAAACCUCCCAUACAAAGCGUAUGGGAAGGAUAUGACUUAAAAAAAAUUUCUAGGAAGGUGAUUGGGCAAAUGUUCUCUCUGUCAUAUUUAUUACCAGCCAAUCAGAGCAAAAAGACAAAACGAGGUGCACAGCUUCUGUAAGUAACUUGAGCUUGACAGUAAGAUGCUGUUGUAAUUUAUGAAUAGUUGAGCUUGUUGGUGGAUAAAACUUAAGCCAAGGUCUGUCUGAAAAAGUGACAAAUAAGAAAA